This is a messenger RNA of Humulus lupulus (European hop), 1336 nucleotides long. RefSeq names its product tyrosine-protein phosphatase DSP3-like. Lineage: Eukaryota; Viridiplantae; Streptophyta; Magnoliopsida; Rosales; Cannabaceae. Gene Ontology annotation, biological process: protein dephosphorylation. The transcript has 5 exons. The coding region runs from base 276 to 881 and encodes 201 amino acids. Gene Ontology annotation, molecular function: phosphatase activity. Gene Ontology annotation, cellular component: cytoplasm. The record is from RefSeq and is a predicted model, not a curated record.
AACACAAAUUGAAUCAAAAUCUUUUGAAUCCCUCAAAAUCCCCCAAAAAAAAGCGUUCUUUGAAAUAAAAAACCAUGAGCGCCUCUUGUUCUUCCGCCAUUGAUAUAUACACAAAUUCAUUACCAGCAUUCAUUUUGUGACAUACGAAAACCCUUUUUGUUUUAGAGAUCAUUCUUUUCAUAUUUUUUUGGGUUUCGGCUUUCCUGGUUUUUUUUGGUUCUGCCGAAAUCGCAAAUUGUAGAAGAUAUAGUAUAGUAGUAGUUGCAGAGACGGCGAUGGCGAUUAUACUGAAGGAGAAAACGGCGGACGAAGACAUUUUGGUGCCGCCGGUAAAUUUCUCAAUGGUGGAAGAUGGCAUUUAUAGAUCUGGCUUACCUCAACCCUCCAAUUUUCGAUUUCUCAAAACCCUAAAUCUUCGUUGCAUCAUAUAUUUGUGUCCUGAACCUUAUCCAGAAGAGAAUUUGAAGUUUCUUGAGGCUAACAAUAUUAGGCUCUUUCAAUUUGGAAUAGAGGGCAAAACGGAGCCUACUGUUUCUCUUCUCAAGGAUGCUAUCAUGGAUGCUCUGAAGAUCUUAGUUGACGUGAGAAACCAUCCAGUUUUGAUCCAUUGCAAGCGUGGAAAGCAUAGGACUGGUUGUCUUGUUGGUUGCCUGCGAAAACUGCAGAAUUGGUGCUUGGCUUCCGUAUUCGAAGAGUACCAGCGAUUUGCUGGUGUGAAAUCUAGAGAAACAGACAAGAAGUUUAUUGAGUCAUUCGAAGUGCUCUCCUUGAGGCAUUGCCUUUACAGCAUCAUCUACCGUUACCAUGGCUAUGGUUCCAAAAAGAGAAGGCUUCUCUACAAAGAAGACAAUGUUCAGAAGCCCCAGAUGACUUCAGUUUAGCAAUCGAGUUCAUAUAGUUUUGUUCUUUUAUCUAAUUAAGAUUUCCCUCUUUAAGUUUGCAUAUAUGAUAUAUAUAUUGCGGUCCCCACUAUUAGGUUUUUCUUUUCCUUUCACAAUAGGUUCUUUGGAACAAAACAACCUUUGUAUACUUCUUCAUUCUCAACCUCAAGUGUUGAUCUUUUUUACACAUAGGAACGAGCCAAUUAGUACGGAAAUUCCAUCUUCCUCGUUAGAUUUUGUGAUUACUUUCAUUAGAGAAAAAAAAAACCAAUAAAACAUUUUCAUUUCGGUGUUUGUUUUCCACUAAAUGGGCACCCUUGACUGAUUGCCUUGCAUUUGUUGUCUUCUCUGUUUUAAGGGUUUGAAGACAAAACAUGUCUUGUCAUAUGUGUUUGGGCUUUCAUUUUGAACAUUAUGGUUUGUCUUGAUAAAGUAAAACUUGAUUGUGAACUCAA